Messenger RNA from Hydractinia symbiolongicarpus, 2252 nucleotides. RefSeq names its product zinc metalloproteinase nas-14-like. Bases 228 to 1562 code for a protein of 444 amino acids. The record is from RefSeq and is a predicted model, not a curated record. Gene Ontology annotation, biological process: proteolysis. The transcript has 8 exons. NCBI's taxonomy places the organism in Eukaryota, Metazoa, Cnidaria, Hydrozoa, Anthoathecata, Hydractiniidae. Gene Ontology annotation, molecular function: metalloendopeptidase activity; zinc ion binding.
AAUAGCAAAACAAAAUGUAUAAUUCGUUUAGUUUUUUUUGCAUUUCUUUUUUGUCUCUUCAAACUCACAAAGUUUAUUCUGUAUCAUGGUGCGGUUUAAAAAACAUUUCAUGUUUUUUUUAGUUAUUUUUUCAUGAGGGAAUUUAAAGUAUAACAAAUUUAGUGCGGGAAAUUAAAACGCGCGAAAUAUAACGUAUAUGUUGAAUGUUUGUGAUAUGAAGAAAAAAGAUGGCAUUUGAGAUAAUAGUGAAAAGUUUAACUGCAUUAGUACGAUUAAGUAUCUUAUUUUCAGGUUUCUUCUUUUUUGUUGUUUUGACUGAUGGAAACAAAUUAAGUAUGAACUACAAACAUAGGAUGAUACAAGGUCCACACGAAGGUGACCACGUGGAUCAUGGUGACAUCAUGUUUAUAAAAGGAGAAGAAGAAGCUUUGUAUGGUGAGAAGGAAGAGAAGAAAGAAAUCACCAUAUUUGAAGAAAGAAGAUGGCCUUUACCUAUACCCUACGAAGUGGACGCCGACUUGCUUGAUGAAAUAAAGUCAGGCGUAAAGGCCGGUAUAAACGAAAUCGAAGCAAAGACUUGUGUCAAAUUUCGUAAGCGAAAGAAGGAUGAUAAAGAUUAUCUUUACUUUGUCGAAGAUGACGGCUGUUGGAGUUAUGUUGGGCGCAAGGGCGGAAAGCAAAUAAUCUCCCUUUUGUUUGGUUGUCAUAGCAAACAUGCAGUAGUUCAUGAGAUCAUGCAUGCACUUGGUUUCUUUCAUGAGCAAACAAGACCUGACAGAGACGAGUAUGUUAACAUACGCUUGAAGAAUGCCUUUGAUUGGGCACGUCAUAACUUUGAAAAAUUGAAAUACUCAGAAAUCAUAAAAAUCAAGCACCCAUAUGAUUAUAAAUCUGUGAUGCAUUACCCCAGAAAUGCGUUUUCAAAGAAUGGAGAAGACACAAUUGUUGUUCCAUAUAAACCAAGGCUAAGUCUUGGUCAACCCCCCACUGGUGGUCUUUCACUAAUUGAUGCUAUGCAACUUAAUGAGUUAUACUGCUCCAAAACAACAGGUAGGCCCACCACAUCAAAGACAACAUCAACGCAAAAAACAUUGAAAACAUCGACGAUGGAGACGACAAAGAAAUCAUUAACAGCAAAAUCUACAACACCAUCGAUAGUGAAAACGACAGUAAAAUCGACAGUAAAAUCGACAGUGAAAUCGAUAGUGAAAUCGACUGAAAGAACAACAACACGAUUGACAACAAAAUCUACAACAAGAUCGAAGGCGAAAUCAACCACUAGUGCAAAGUCUUUGAAUUCAACCAAUGUCAAACCCACAACUAUGAGUGUCGUAAGUCCUACUUUAACUAACCCACGUCGUCGUAGAGCUUUUCGGUCCAGAAGGAGAAGGUCGACGUUUAGACGUCGGUUGAAAUUCAGACGACGAAUUCCGUUAUAUCGAAAGAAAGCAAAAAAAUAUAGAAGACGAAACAGAUCGCAUAGAAGGCGUUCAAAGAAGCGCCAAAGUAAAAAAAAGUUAAGAAGAUGGAAACCACGAAAGACAUUUAACAAUAAAGUUUGACAAUAAAAGUUUAUAAAUAAUAAGUCUCGACCCAAAGCUAUUUGAAGGCCAAAUCAAAGAUAAGCUUAAAAGUACAAUUUUCAGAGGAAAAUCCUUAAUCCCACUUCUAUCCUUUCACCUGAUAGGCAUCCGCGCCCCAGGAUCUCUUACCCCUUAUCGAUUAUUAAGGGGGAUUUCCACGAAGCGAAUUGAACGGCGAAUUGUAUCUGAGCAUGCACAGUUUUGUUUGUUAUGAUUUUGCAUCAAAAUAUUCGCUCGCCGAAAAGUAGAAACAGAUCUUACUUUUUCGCGGCCAACCAAUGUAAACAAUGAAUUUGGCGUUUAAUUUAUUUUGUCGUGAAAAUUAAAAAGCGAAUUCGCCAUCGAAUUCACCGUUUAAUUCACUUCUUGAAAAUCCCCCUUGACGCAGCAGUCAACAGCAUUUUCACCGCUAUCGUAAUAAUAAAAAAUCAUUUGAACUUUUUUUGUUCUAAACAAACACACAAAAAAAUUUUGUUUUGGCAUUUUUUUCUUUUUCUUUUAUUAUUUAUACUUUUUCACUUAUAUAUUUAGAAACUUGCCUCUGGUCAUAGACAACUUUCAUAUGAAUUUCAUUCAAAACGUAAAAAUUCUUGUGUAUGUUAACUUUGCAUUAUCAAACAUGAAGGACAACCUUCAUAAUAAACCUACAAAUAUAACAUUCUCGCAUAA